UUCCGGUGAAAAAGGGAAAAUGUUGUUUUUUUCCUUUUCUGAAGACGUGUACGUCAGCCGCUCCCUGCCUGCGUGAUGACGUCACGGGGGGCGUGUCCAAACAAAGGACAGAGGAGACUCCACAAUGGGAGACAGUUUUCGUGAGCAGCUGUUAGAGGACAGCGACUUCGUCAAGGCUGAGCGGAGACUGGACACAGAGCUGGUGGACAAAGUCAUCCUGCAGCUCAACAGGAUCUACCCUCAGAUCCUCUCAGACAAGGAGGCCACCAGAUUCCGAAACUUGGACGUGCCCACGAGUGUUCGGCUUGGUGAGCUCCUGACACACUUGCAGGGGAAAGGAGAGGAAGCAUGCAGGGAGUUUUAUAGAGCUCUUCACUUGCAUGUAGAGGAGGUAUACUACAGCUUGCCCACACGGCUCCGCCUCAGAGAUUCCUUAGAUCCACUCGCACACCCACGUGUCUACAAACAGAAACAUGUCUUGAACGACAGAGGUCCUCUAUUCUUUCUGGGCUGUUUCAGCGUCGCAGUGGGAAUGGCUUUACUCUAUUACUACGGUGAGACUAAAGUGACGGGAGGUAGCCGGGCCCUCGGGAUGGCUGCUCUGGGUCUGAAAAGAAAAGCUCAGGAGGUUCUCAUAUGGUACACUGAAGAAAGCCUCAUGAAGUAAAGGGGUCACUCCUUAACACCAGAUGACCUGAUAAAUGCUACUUGUACCAAAGCACAGCGCACACUAUAUCUUUUCAGGGGUUGAAUACUAAUUUUGUACACAGUUGUAUAUAUAGUAUUUAGCUUGUGAUCUAAUAUGAGAAAGAUGGGGUAAAUAUAGAGCUACAUUUGGCAUUUUCCUCUUAUUGCCUCAUAUGUUGAUACCUAUUUAAGUGGGUUAAAGGGACUGAAUAUGCUCGAGGGAUGAACACAGUGAAAUGAAAAACAAGCUGAUUUAAAUAAGUGUUGCUACAGUUUUUAAAUGUGGCAUAAAACAGCUUUUUACAAACCAAUUAAACAAAGAAAAUAUUGAUUGCACUAGUGAGAAAGUAAGGCAUUUUAAAUGACGAAAUAUUAACAAUUGGAGGUACAUUCUGGACCUCAUACAGGAUCCAGUUUUUUAGCUCUACAAAAAGGAUAGCCUCUAAUUCAUCGGUACAUUUUCUAGCCAUAUAUUAAUUAUCCUUGAAUGCAGAAAGCAUCAACCUGCAUUGUAUGUGCCUCCUUACACUCUGGUGCUGAGACUCAUUUAUUACAUUUAUUUUGGUAAUGAAGAUUUUUUACUUUCUUUUCUGCCUUUUUUCUUCUGUCUGUCAAGCAUACGUAAAUGUACUACCCAAAACUGAGUCAGAAACAAAGAUUAUAAUGUCAAUCAGUACUUUCAUGCCUCAUGAGGCCCAGAUCUUGACAGAACAUAACCGCCCUCUUGUGGCCAAAAGUGAACUACAUCACCCAACUGCACUGAUGUGUAGGCUUCAGAAGAGCUUCCUGAAACUCUGCUUCUCACAUUUAGACAAAAACAAAGAUAUUUGUCAUGUGAAAAGCCAGAAAUGAUAUCGAGCUGUGUCCGUGUAGUAGAUACUUUAGACAUUAGACGAGUUUUGCAGUCACGUGAAUGCUCUCUACCAAUCAUAUCCCGCUCUACCAGUGCAGUGCAUUAUGGGUAGAGUCACUACCCAAACUAAAAACAACAAAAUGUCGAAUAAAGAGUCGUAAUAAUGAAGCGUAAACACCAUCAACCCGUUUUAAAAGAAACACACAACAGCUGUGUGAAAUUAAAAAAAAAA
This is a messenger RNA of Sebastes umbrosus (honeycomb rockfish), 1772 nucleotides long. It is a transcript of the gene card19, whose product is annotated as caspase recruitment domain family, member 19. NCBI's taxonomy places the organism in Eukaryota, Metazoa, Chordata, Actinopteri, Perciformes, Sebastidae. Bases 125 to 667 code for a protein of 180 amino acids. The record is from RefSeq and is a predicted model, not a curated record. The transcript is spliced from 6 exons. Gene Ontology annotation, cellular component: mitochondrion.